AUGGGGACCACAGAACCCGGCGAGGUCGAAUCAAUAUCCAGUUCGAAUGAAGACGGCAAGCCUGUGCGCAAUGAGUCUUCCUCCGAUCCCGACAGCCACCGAAGCGAGCCUUCAUCCAACGAGAAAGAGGAAGAACAAACACAAGAUGCGCCUGCCGUACCGUUUUCGCCAGCGCGAGAAUUUCUUUUCGUCUUCACAAUAUGCAUGGCCCAGUUCCUAUCGCUCGCAGGCCUUGCACAAUCGGUAGCACCACUGGCAAUCAUAGGGCAGAGUUUUGGUGUGACGGAUGAAGGUCUCUUGAGCUGGUAUCCGGCGGCAUUCUCAUUAACGCUUGGAACAUUCGUCCUGCCCGCUGGAAGAUUGGGAGACAUGUACGGUCAUCGAAACCUCUGCUUGAUGGGAUACGCAUGGUACGCAGUCUGGUCGACAAUCGCCGGAGUCUCCGUGUACAGCGGCGACAUCCUGUUCAGCUUCUCCCGCGGCAUGCAAGGAAUCGGACCCGCAAUCGUAGUACCAAAUGCACUGGCACUCGUUGGAAUGGCUUAUGGAGCUAGCCCUCGCAAGAACAUGAUAUUCGCUCUCUUCGGCGCUUCAGCGCCCGUCGGGUGGGUGGCUGGUGCAGUAUUCUCAUCUAUACUGGCGCAGCUGGCCUGGUGGCCCUGGGCAUACUAUGCACUUGCAUUCGCAUGCAUAGGCAUGAUCGGAUUCAACUUGAUAGCGGUGCCCGCCGGCCAUCGGGAGCGGGCUGCUCGACUAAGCGACUUUGAUGCUCUUGGCUGUGCGACCGGUGUGAGCGGACUAGUACUCUUCAACUUCGCAUGGAACCAAGCCGCCGUGGUGGGAUGGCAAGAGCCGUAUACGUAUGCGCUCCUGAUAGUAGGGAUUCUGCUCCUAGGCGCGUUUGCCUAUGUCGAACUCAAUAUUGCCGCGCAUCCUCUCGUACCGCUGCGAAAGAUGAAAGCCGAGGCAGCUCUGGCCCUCGCCGUGGUCGCGUGCGGGUGGGCGUCAUUUGGAGUAUGGGUGUUUUACCUUUGGAGACUGAUUGAGAGCUUAAGGGGGUACUCUGCGCUAGCGGCUUGCGCACAGAACGCGCCUGUUGCGAUCUCCGGAUUGGUGGCAGCACUUGGAACUGGAUUCAUGCUCUCGCACGUCAAGGUGCCCUAUGUGUUGCUGUUAUCGACCCUCUUCUUCCUGGCUGGACAGAUUCUGCUUGCAACAGUGCCGGUCGAUCAAACCUACUGGGCUCAAACGUUCGUCUCAAUCAUCCUUAUGCCCUGGGGUCUAGACAUGUCGUUCCCGAGCUCGACAAUUCUACUAAGUAAUUCCACGCCACCCGAAGAUCAAGGAGUGGCAUCGUCUCUAGUCAACACCACCGUCAAUUACAGCAUAUCCCUCGGAUUGGGUAUCGCUGGGACAAUAUUACGUCAGGUCAACUCCAGCGGCACGGACGUGCUUGCUGGAUACCGUGGAGCAUGGUAUUUUGGCAUUGGUCUUGAUGGGCUGGCCGCAGUAAUUGCUUUGUACUUUGUUUGGAAGUACUGA
Messenger RNA from Ramularia collo-cygni, 1542 nucleotides. Its product is annotated as related to Drug resistance protein YOR378W. The record is from RefSeq and is a predicted model, not a curated record. Lineage: Eukaryota; Fungi; Ascomycota; Dothideomycetes; Mycosphaerellales; Mycosphaerellaceae. Gene Ontology annotation, molecular function: transmembrane transporter activity. Gene Ontology annotation, biological process: transmembrane transport. Bases 1 to 1542 code for a protein of 513 amino acids. The transcript is spliced from 2 exons. Gene Ontology annotation, cellular component: membrane.